ACCGUUUCAACAUCGCAUUCUCGGUUCUUGAACAAAAGACGUCCCGCACACUUCCACAACCAGCAACCACAACCCAUAACGACCCCAAUAGCAAGGCUUGUGGCUUCUCCUACCGUAUAGUGUUUGUUUGUUUUGGAAUCCAAACCGUCAUGUCGUCCUCCCUGUUGAAGACGAAGAACAGCACCAAGUUGCUGAAAAAGUUUAUGCAACGUUCUGGUGAUUGGCAUGAUCCUGCUGCUGCCAAUGAAAGAGAGGACAAGAAAGCCUCCAAAAAGCGCAAACGACUCAAAGACGAGGAGGAGGAAGCACUUGUCGAAUUGCAACAAGAAGAGGUGGUACAGCGUCAUAUUCAAUCCAUGUUGAAGAUGGAUAGUAUCAUGGAACGACCUCCCACAAAGUCCUUGAAGAAGAACAAGAACAACCAAUCUAGAAUGGAUCAGGCCAUGGACGUGUUGCAAGAACAAGAAAAGGAGGAAACGAAAAACCGACAACUAGCCAAGAAGAACGUAUCAGUGGGUACCAGUCGAAGUGCUGCCGUGCAAAGUCAAGCAAUUAGGCAACCUACGAUAACAAAGAAAUUGGCCAAACAACUAGCCAAAGAAAGAAAAAGGGAAUCGCUGAAAAAGAUUGCCUUGCUGCUGAAAAAACAGGCAAAGAAAAAGAAGAAGAAAACAAAGGCGUAAAGAUGGGGGCAGAAGUUAAUUGCAGUAGAGGAUAUCAUUGCAUUGG
Messenger RNA from Seminavis robusta, 729 nucleotides. The record is from the annotation of a GenBank genome assembly. Lineage: Eukaryota; Bacillariophyta; Bacillariophyceae; Naviculales; Naviculaceae.